AUGGAUCAUCUCCUUACCGCCAUGUGCUAUGUUGGCUCUCGAUACGUCUCAGGGCUAUCUACAAAUCCAUACGCUACAGAUUUAGAAUCAUUCGUUGUCUCACCACCAGUCAGAGAUGCGUCCAUGGUUCAGACACUGUUGCUCUACGCGUUGGGACUAGAUGGUGGUGGUGAACAAGUUAAAGCAGUAGAGAUACUGGUCAGAGCCCAACACAUGGCUCUGGACAUUGGCAUGAACACGAGAGAAUACGCACUUGCAAACGGGCAAGGCUCCUCGGUCUGCGAAGAAAGUCUCAGACGUUCAUGGCAUGAGUUGAAUGUCGUAUGUGUGAUGGUAGCUGGUUUUCAUGGGCGAAGAGCUUUCUACUUCCAGGACUGGAAUUCGUUCGUACCCCUACCAUGCGAAGCAAGAUAUUUCGACAUUGGCCUCAUCCCUCCCCUCCAUACUUUCGAAGAAUUCGAAGAGGACAGCUUUACCGACGAUGAUAUUGAAUGGUCUUCCUACACGUAUCGGAUAGCUGCGGCGCGCAAUCUUGAUAGAAUCAUACAAUCAAUAAGCGGUCAUUUUCCCGACAACGUCUCGAUCCACAGACUAGAAGCAUACCUUACAGCUUGGAAACUACAUCUCCCUGAGUCGAAAAGAGACUUCUAUGAUGAGGCAAGUGACUUCGAUGAGAUGCUGUUUCAGGCGCAUAUGAUCACUGAUGUGAGUUCGAUGCUACUUCACCGCCACUACGCGAAACUUGAAGUGCUCGCUGUCCAGACCAUUACUUCUUGCUCCGAACACGUCGAUCUAGCACCAACUGUGGAUAAUAUGCAUACAAUAAAAACGGCUCAAGCAGCGGCAAACGUGAGCCGGCUUGUGGCUCUACCCACACCGUUGAUCAAUCACACGCACUUCUUUGUAUGCGCCUUGACAAUGUCUUCUAUCGUCCAUCUCUCGAUGUGGUCAGCCUUGCCCAUCAUCUCUCCAGAACAAGAGCUGAAGGAGCAGAUUCGAAUGAAUGCCGGCGCAUUGAAAGCUAUUGCUAACGUAUGGCAUUCGGCUCGCAUGGGAUUCGGUCAGGUCACCAAAGCUGGUCAGAUGAUAUACGCGACACGGAAAGACGUUGCUGGAGACGUAUUCUGGCGUGAUUUCAUGCAGGACGAUAUUAUGACUGGGCAUAUCGAGGACGACCCAAUCUCUGAACCACUCCUCUGCCGACCUACUUCUUCUCAACCAUGA
Messenger RNA from Mollisia scopiformis, 1224 nucleotides. RefSeq lists its product as uncharacterized. The transcript has 3 exons. The coding region runs from base 1 to 1224 and encodes 407 amino acids. The record is from RefSeq and is a predicted model, not a curated record. NCBI's taxonomy places the organism in Eukaryota, Fungi, Ascomycota, Leotiomycetes, Helotiales, Mollisiaceae.